AUGGAUAAUGUAUUAUCAUUAUCCACUUAUAAUUUACACAUUUGUUCGGAAAACAAUUUUCCUACAGCGGCAGGUUUAGCUAGUUCCGCAUCAGGAUUUGCUUGUUUGGUUUACACUUUAUCACAAUUAUAUGAAUUACCCGUUUCCGCUACGGAGUUAUCAAAGAUCGCAAGGCAAGGUUCUGGUUCGGCUUGUCGUUCCUUGUUUGGUGGAUUUGUUAGUUGGCAGAUGGGAUCAAAACGAGAUGGAUCUGAUAGUCAAGCGUUACAAAUCGCUUCCUCUGAUCAUUGGCCGGAAUUAGAAGCAUUAAUUUGUGUAAUAAGUGAUGCAAAGAAAGGGACGUCUAGUACAGAAGGGAUGCAAAGUACCGUUAAAACUUCAACGUUACUUCAACAUCGUAUUGAUAAUGUUGUACCUGAACGUAUGAAAUUAAUGACAGAUUCUAUUUUGCGAAAGGAUUUUAGCAAAUUUGCUGAAUUAACCAUGAAAGAUUCAAAUCAAUUUCAUGCUUGUUGUUUAGAUACUUUUCCUCCAAUUUUUUACCUUAAUGAUACUUCUCGUGCCAUAAUUAGUGUCAUCACCGAAUAUAAUGAUAAAUCUGGUGAAUGUAAAGCUGCCUAUACCUUUGAUGCCGGUCCUAAUGCUGUAAUUUAUGCUUUAAAACAAAAUAUUCCCGAAAUUAUUAAUUUAAUUUCCAAAUUUUUCCCUCCAAGUCGAGAAAAUCUAACAUUUUUUUCGGAUCCUUUUAAAUUAUUUUCGGAUAGAAAAAUAGGUAAUUUACCUUUACCCGCUAAUUUUAAUGAAAAUAUUAUUCCUAUUUUUCCUAAUGAUAGUGUUAAACAAAUUAUACACACUUGUGUUGGCAAUGGUCCUAGGGUCAAAAAUGAUGAAAGUUUAUUAAAUUCUGAUGGGUUUCCAAAAAAUUUAAAAAAAUAA
Messenger RNA from Funneliformis mosseae, 936 nucleotides. The record is from the annotation of a GenBank genome assembly. Lineage: Eukaryota; Fungi; Glomeromycota; Glomeromycetes; Glomerales; Glomeraceae.